CCACUUGCUAUCGGUGGGUAUCCCAGAAUGCUGCGCUGCCCCGUUUCUACUUCAGCUUGGUCAGUGCGCUUGGCAAGAGGACAGGCUAGUGUGUGUCAGCAGCAUCAGCACUGGGGGAACUGCGUCUCACCAACCCAAGAGGAGGAGACAGGAAUACCUGUAAUCUGCCAUGACGACGGAACCAGGUGUGGAAUCAAAGGAGCGGGAGAACCAGCAGGCCAGUACAGCGCAGCCCGCUCAGGCCCAGCCCACUCCACCAGCUCAACCUCCUCACAUCCCCACGCAGGGUGACGAGGAGCAGUUUCCUGCUGCCGCUGCUCACAGCACACCCACCAGGAAGGACCAGAACGGAGAGAGAGGGGCAGAGGGCACUCCGCUGGGGAGGCACGAUCAGUUUGAAGACGAUAGAGCAUCUCCAAGGUCAUCUUCCAGCAAGCUCUCCAAGUCCCCUGGGAAGACCUCAAAGAAUCCCAGGAACAUGCAGUGCAAAAUCACCCUCUUGGAUGGGUCGGACUAUACCUGCGUCGUGGAGAAACGGGCCAAAGGACAGGUGUUAUUUGACAAAGUUUGUGACCAGCUCAACCUCCUGGAAAAGGACUACUUUGGCAUCACAUUCCGCGAUAUGGAGAACCAAAAAAAUUGGGUGGACCCUGCUAAGGAACUGAAAAAACAGAUAAGAAGUGGUGCCUGGAAUUUUUCAUUCAAUGUAAAGUUUUACCCACCAGAUCCUGCACAGCUGUCAGAGGAUAUAACCAGGUAUUACCUCUGCUUACAACUGAGGGAUGAUGUGGUUUCGGGCCGCUUGCCUUGCUCCUUUGCCACACACACCGUCCUUGGUUCCUACACAGUCCAGUCUGAGCUGGGGGAUUACGACCCAGAGGAGUACGGAAGCGACUACGUCAGCGAGUUUCGUUUUGCCCCCAACCAGACCAAGGAGCUGGAGGAGAAGGUCAUGGACCUCCACAAAAACUAUAAAGGGAUGACACCAGCUGAAGCGGAGAUGCAUUUCCUGGAGAACGCCAAGAAACUGUCUAUGUAUGGAGUGGACCUCCAUCAUGCCAAGUUGAUAGGAAGCAUCUUUGAGUGCUUGGCUCCAGCUAAAGGGGAGGAUUCAGAGGGCGUGGAGAUCAUGCUGGGCGUGUGUGCCAGUGGACUUCUCAUUUACCGUGACAGAUUGCGCAUCAACAGGUUUGCCUGGCCCAAAGUCCUCAAGAUCUCCUACAAAAGGAACAAUUUCUAUAUCAAAAUCCGCCCUGGGGAGUUUGAGCAAUUUGAAAGCACGAUAGGUUUCAAACUCCCAAACCACAGAGCGGCAAAGAGGCUUUGGAAAGUCUGUGUGGAGCAUCACACCUUUUUCAGGUUGGUGUCUCCAGAAGCCCCUCCCAAAAAGUUCCUCACACUUGGCUCCAAGUUCCGCUACAGUGGCCGGACCCAGGCCCAGACACGACGGGCCAGCUCCCAGAUUGUCCGUCCCGCGCCUUACUUUGAACGCUCCUCCAGCAAGCGCUACACCAUGUCCCGCAGUCUAGAUGGUGCUCAGCGGCGUCAUCCAAUAAAUACAGUGACUCUAGACCAUGGAAUUAAACUGCCUGUCAAUGUAAAUGACCGUAACGCAAAAGAGAUGGGCACGGGCCAGUAUGGCACAGCCAAGGGAAUCGCCACGAGUGACCUCAUCACCACGGUAACACCGGAAAAGAAAGCAGAGGAAGAAAAGGCUGAGAAAGAGGAUGAGGAGAAACUGAUGGCCAUGGAGCAGUCUGAGGUGUCCGAGCCAAUUCCAACAACCCCAGUGCGACAUGAGAUGAAGACUGACAGCGAGUGGACAGAGACUAUUGCUGAUGGUGAAACCACAGCGACAGAGUCGGAUCAAGAAGAUGAAUCUGAGAUAAAGACACAGGAAAUGAGUAAGACUCCAGAGGAGCUGAUGAAACACCAAACCAAUAUAAGUGACCUGAAGCGUACAUUUUUGGAAACGGGUGCAGACACUUCUGCUCUCACUGAAUGGGAGAAGAGGUUAUCCACGUCACCAGUUCGGUCCCCAAGGCUAGAGGAUGCCCCCAUGAUCGAACCCCUUGUGCCUGAUGAAGCCAAAGAUGAUGCAAAGACGAUGGCUGCAGACAUCCUGCAAGUGAAGCACAGCGUUUUGGAAACAAGAAGUACUACGGAUUCUGAUGGGUGGGUUAUAGUAAACAAAGUCCCUCCCAAGGUAGCAGAAAAGAAAAAUGUUGUCAACUAUAAAAUAGUGGCAGUGACUAGCACUACUCUUGAUGGGGAGCUCAAAGGCAGUGAGUUCAAAACCUUCAAGGACUUCCGCAAUGAAAUCAAGUCAAAAGAGGAGGAGAUGAAGCAGAAACCCUACACUUUGGGGAAGUCCUACGAUACCAUGUCGGGUAAAAUUGUCACCAUGACGGCCCGAGCUAAAGAUUGUGACAAACCAGUACAGUUGUACCCACAAGAAAAGAGGAUGUCGGAUCGGGCUCCACCGGCGGUGAAGAUCAUACCAGUCUCUGCCGAAUAUGAGAUGCUAGAGUCAGCAGUCGAGGAUGGCAAAGGGACUUUGGUUACCAUAAAGGAGGCUGAAACUCCCUCACCCUCUGAGGCCACUGUAGGCACCGUGAGGACUGUGAUGGCCAUCGGCUCCAGUGAGGAGAUAGGGCAAGCAAGAAGGCCUGAAGUGAGGUUACAGAAGGACAGCGUGGCCCAGGGAGACAAGGUCCUGGCCUCCACAAAGUCUCCAACAGGCCUGCGGUUGACCACAGGCACUGCCCACUAUGUAACGAAAACUUCACCUACAUCCAGAGCAGUGCCUAAGCCCACCUUUGAUGAGAUGUCCCCAGAGCUCACGGCUCUGCUGCAGUCAGCACGAGACCAGAUCAGCGCAGUGGGAUGGGCCACCUCUCCUUCACAUAGUCAGACCAUUCUGAAGUCAACAGAGCGAAAAGAGACGAUUACACUGCAGACGUCUGCCUCCCAGCAGCAGCAGGAGGAGGAGGGCAAGCAGGAAGAGGAGAAGGAGGAGGAGCAGGCAGUGACAGUGACACAGGUGCUGCAGGACACAGAGCCACCUCCGCAGGAACCUGUGGUGAAUAUGCAUGUGACCGAGGCUUCUGACAGUGCCCCUGCUGAUCCCAGCAGUGCCGCUAUCGCUGACGCUAUCGCUGCUGCCGCUACCGCUACCGCUACCACUGCUGCAGUGCAGGCAGAGGCUGCUGCUCCGCCUUGCUUGGCAGAGGAGCUGGGCUCCCCACGCCCAACAGACGCCAGGCAGGAGAAGUUAGCGGCUGGAGGCAGUCCAGCCUCUGCGGCCAUCUCCUCUGCAGAGGGACUGGCUGAGCUGGAGCAGGCAGCUGAGGCUUUCAGUACGAAAGCAGCAACCACUAUAUCAAACUUGGAGAAAUCACUGGUGUUUAAAACGGAGGCUGCAGGUUUCAGUAGCAUUACGCGAGAAGAGAGAGAGGAGCUUGUGACCAAGGAACUGCCAGUAAUCAACACAGAAACAAAAACCAUUACAUCCAAGUCAUCACAGGAUGACGCUGGAGCUGAUGUUGAUCCAGGGAUAUUAAUGAGUGCCCAGACCAUCACUUCAGAAACGACAAGCACCACUACGACUACGCAAAUCACAAAGACUGUGAAGGGUGGCUUCUCAGAGACAAGGAUUGAGAAGAGGAUUGUCAUUACAGGGGAUGCAGACAUCGACCGUGACCAGGCGCUGGCUCAGGCCAUUAAAGAAGCCAAAGAGCAGCAUCCUGACAUGUCUGUGACCAAAGUAGUGGUACAUAAAGAGACAGAGCUCACCCCAGAAGAGGGGAAAGAGUAAUGCAGGAUUAGACCAUCACCCUUCAGAGGACAUUUAUUUUACACCAUAUGGAAUAAAGGACACCUGCAGGAAUCGACCUUAACUUCCGGCAUCACAACACUUUAACCACUCCUCCACUGUAUUGGAGCACUAUAAGACUAAUGACCCACUCAUUAUGAAAACUCUGACUCAUGUAUCUCUAAACCUGUCAAAUCCAUUACCAGGAAAUGCAUACUGCAUGACAAGGGAGCAAUUCUGCAUUUUUUACAAAAAUGAUCAAAAACCCAAAAAGUUAUGUAUACAAUUUCUUAUCUACCUGCACGUUUGGACAAAUGGCGGGAUGAUUCAAAGAAAAACUGAACAUUUUUAUUCACUGCCUUAUGGAGUAAUGACUUUUAAAGUGAUAUAAAUAAUCAUUUAAGUAGGUUAAUUUUAUUUGAGAAAACAAAUUGUUCAAAAGAAUAAUGUAGGUUGACCAUUUAAGUGUGCACAAUAUUUAAUCAUUCAGUAGAUGUGCCAACCACACCACCAGGCUCUUGAUCCUUCAGUCAACCUUCCAAGCCCAUUUUAUCUAAUUUUACUCAUAUUGCCUGCGAAAUAAAGAACCUUCACAUUUAAAGGUCUGAACACAGUACAUAUAUGUACUUUUAGGCCAUAUAUUAUUCUUAGAAAUUUUUGUCAUUUUUUAUUUGAAUUGUCUGUUUUUUCCACAAAAUAUCAAGUUAAUCAACAAGGAGACCUGUGUAUACUAUUUUUAAAAUAAUGAGAUUGCUGCUGGAGGAACCAAUUCUGUGACCUGGAUAAUGGUGUCACCACAAGGUGGACUGUGUUCGUCCUUAUUCUUUGUCAUGUCAGUGGAAGUCCAAGAGCUCCCCACCACAUUGUUUGUUGGGCAUGGCCGAGCCUUAAGACUGUACAGAAAAGGCAGCGUUUCAGGUGCUGCCCAAAACUGUGUGCGUGCGUGUGUCUGGACAUCCUGCCCCACUCUGUCAUCAUCGUCGAUGCCAUCUAUGUUAAAUGUGCUUCCACAUUAGUGAAAUAAAAGUGAUAAAUGCA
Messenger RNA from Anguilla rostrata (American eel), 4852 nucleotides. RefSeq names its product erythrocyte membrane protein band 4.1-like 3a (gene epb41l3a). Lineage: Eukaryota; Metazoa; Chordata; Actinopteri; Anguilliformes; Anguillidae. Gene Ontology annotation, molecular function: actin binding; structural molecule activity. The record is from RefSeq and is a predicted model, not a curated record. Gene Ontology annotation, cellular component: cytoskeleton; plasma membrane. The transcript is spliced from 26 exons. Gene Ontology annotation, biological process: cortical actin cytoskeleton organization. The coding region runs from base 170 to 3817 and encodes 1215 amino acids.